Molecule: messenger RNA, 5935 nt
Organism: Coccinella septempunctata (seven-spotted ladybird)
Lineage: Eukaryota; Metazoa; Arthropoda; Insecta; Coleoptera; Coccinellidae
Gene: msn
Product: TRAF2 and NCK-interacting protein kinase
Exons: 18
Coding region: 216-4100 (1294 amino acids)
Biological process (GO): protein phosphorylation
Molecular function (GO): protein kinase activity; ATP binding
Source: RefSeq, a predicted model, not a curated record
UCUAUGAAGGUGCAUUUGACAGUCGAAAGGGUGCGCCGUAAACAUGUUAGUUUUAUGAGGACAAUAAUUUCUUUGUUUAACACUUUUAUGUCUUAACUUUAGUAGUAGGAUAUAGUCAAUUGGAUCAACUACUAUUGUGAUUAUGUAUUUCUGUAAAUUUUCUACUUGUUAGUGAUUAAGAACCUGUGAAGUGUUAUUUUGGUUCUGAACUCAAAAUGGCGCAUCAAAUGCCCCCUUCCGUGAAUUGUUCCCUUGAUGAUAUAGACCUCACAGCUCUCAAAGAUCCUGCUGGGAUUUUCGAGUUGAUAGAAGUCGUUGGAAAUGGUACUUAUGGCCAAGUUUACAAGGGCCGUCACACCAAGACGGGCCAGCUGGCGGCCAUCAAAGUUAUGGAUGUCACGGAGGAUGAGGAAGAGGAGAUCAAACUGGAAAUCAACGUGCUCAAAAAGUUUUCCAAUCAUCGCAACAUUGCCACCUAUUACGGCGCCUUCAUAAAAAAAUCACCGGCUGGAAAGGACGACCAGUUGUGGUUAGUUAUGGAAUAUUGCGGGGCAGGCUCAGUUACCGACUUGGUGAAAUCGACCAAAGGCCAGUCCCUGAAAGAGGAAUGGAUAGCGUACAUAUGCAGGGAGAUCCUGAGGGGUCUUUCUUAUCUACAUUCGAACAAAGUGAUACACAGAGACAUCAAGGGACAGAACGUACUGUUGACUGACAACGCUGAAGUCAAAUUGGUGGAUUUUGGUGUCUCGGCACAGUUGGAUCGGACUAUUGGUCGAAGGAAUACCUUCAUCGGGACACCGUAUUGGAUGGCUCCCGAAGUCAUUGCUUGCGACGAGAAUCCAGAGGCCACCUACGAUAACAGGAGUGAUUUGUGGUCGCUAGGAAUCACGGCGCUAGAGAUGGCCGAAUCGCAACCGCCCCUUUGCGAGCUGCACCCCAUGAGGGCGCUCUUCUUGAUACCAAGGAACCCGCCUCCAAGGCUGAAGAGUAAAAAGUGGAACAAGAAAUUUCAUGGUUUUAUCGACACGGUCUUAGUAAAAGACUAUCACGAAAGACCUUAUACCGAGCAAUUGCUCAAGCAUCCUUUCAUCAAGGACCAACCCACAGAAAGACAAGUAAGGAUUCAACUCAAAGAUCAUAUUGAUCGUUGCAAGAAGAGGAAGCAGGAGAAGGAGAGAGAGGACUAUAGGUACUCUGGUUCUGAGAACGAAGAAGAAGAGCCACAAGUCGCCGGAGAACCAAGUAGUAUAAUUCAAGCUCCAGGUGGGGAUACAUUGAGAAGGAACUUCCAACAGAUACAAGAGGGUAGAACGCUGAGUCAGGCGGUUGAACCACCUCCCAGGGGGGGAAGACACAAGGAUAAGGAAGAAAUACCAGAACCUGGACCACCGGCUAGACCUCCGAUACCUCAGCGAAUAAUAAUGGUACCGGAACCUGCACCUCCAAGAAGACCACUGCCACCGCCUCCUGACAAUUUUGUUUCAAGAUCACAGCAACAGCAGCAGCAGCAACAAAGGAAUUCGCAAUCACAACACAUGUUCAAACCUAUGGGUCCGCCACGAAAACCUGAGGAGUUGGACGCUCUGGCUGCUCACCUAAACGAAUUAGGUGUUCAGUCUUCGGCGCAACCCGAGGCGCCACCUAGGAAUAACAGGAACAGCAAGCAGGCGCAAUCGGCCGCCAACAACAACGUAUCGACGCCCGGAUCCACGAGCAAUCACACGCCCAGCAAUCAGUCCGGUGGCAUCUUGGACGCCCUGGACGAUAGCGAGAGCGAUUCCGAGCCCGAGGACAACGGAAGGGUCAGAAACGACGGGACUCUACUGGCCAGUGAUCCCCCGAAACCGCUGACCGGUUUAGGUUCGGUGCCGGAGAGCUCGUCGAGCGUUUCCAGCCCUGGCGCCGUGGGUUCGGGGUCGACCUCUGGCGGAGCGCCCAACCGUCCAUUACCGCCCACCCCUGACGAUGACGACGUACAAGGCGACAAGACGCUCGUGGUCCGAAGGCAGACUGCAGCCAGUCAAGCAAACGCUCCGUCUAAACCUGACGAUAUCGACGAAGCCACACUGCUGAAAGAUUGGGAUUUCGACAAGUUCUUUCCACAGAAUAAGAAAUUGCAGGAAAACACCUCUUCCUCCUCCAGCAGCUCCGGUAAAAGAGACAAACGUAAGAAAGAAACGAAAGACGUCAAAGAGGCCAAGAGCCCCAGCCAUCGAAGAAUGGACAGCGACUCGAAGGUUGGUCCGUUCUUGAGGGGUUUCAGAAGGGAAAAUUCUGAUCUGCUGCCUUUAGGAUCUAGACAUUCGGCGAUAUUUUUGGAUAGGACAAGAAGCAGCGGUAUAUUCAACAAUAGGAGGAGUUCAGACGCCGGUUUCAACAGCACCAAGAAUAACGGUGAGCCAGUUUUAAUGGACUACGUGAAACGAACGGAGUCUCCUAGCUCCACCAAGAGUGACAAUAGCAAAAAUGCAGCUAAUAGAAGUAGGGAACAUAGGCUUCCCGAAAGCGGACUGAUAAAAAUUGAAGAUGUUUUUAAGCCCAGACGGGAAAAGACCGAAUCCGACAUAGUUCUGAGGAAUUCUGACGCCAGAAGAAGCAUAAGAGAGAGCCUGGAGGCAAGGAGGAGAGAAACUGAUAUUAUGGAUAAAAAUAGGACUUCCAGGAGUACAGACACCAAUUCUGCUCUGCUAUCGAGCACCACUAACUCCUUUAGUGGUGAUGAAUAUUUGUUUAUUCAGAACGGACGCAGCGGUGACAAUAUAAGGCAAAGCAAUGUCUUGCCCGACUUGUUGAGUCAGGCUAGUGGAAGCCCUGGAACGCCCUCGGCCAGAGAUAAAUCCCAAAGUGAAGAGUAUCGGCAAGCGAUGUCACCCAUGCAUACUCCCUCUCCUAACAAAAUAUCGACACCCAUUAACGCUAACGCGCUUGCCCUACAACAGAAACAGCGUUCCUUCCUGACCUUCGGCUUCGGGGCAGGCUCUGCUCAGUCCAGGAGAGAAUCACAUGUCAAUGUGAAUGUCACACCCACCUCGCAUGAUCUAUCAUCGGACACUCCUGAAAUAAGGAAGUACAAGAAAAGGUUCAACAGUGAGAUCCUCUGUGCUGCCUUGUGGGGGGUGAACCUUCUCAUUGGCACAGAACAUGGACUGAUGCUGUUGGAUAGGAGCGGACAAGGAAAAGUAUAUCAGCUGAUAUCAAGGAGGAGGUUUCAACAGAUGGAGGUGCUAGAAGGACAAAAUAUCCUGGUUACAAUUUCAGGAAAAAAGAAUCGUGUUAGGGUAUAUUAUCUAAGUUGGCUCAAAAGUAAAAUCCUUAGAACAGAUGGUGUUAGUGAUCAAGUGGAGAGGAGAAACGGCUGGAUAAACGUCGGUGAUCUACAGGGUGCUGUGCAUUUUAAAAUUGUGAAAUAUGAAAGGAUAAAGUUUCUGGUGAUAGCUUUAAAAGACAGUAUAGAAAUUUAUGCGUGGGCACCAAAGCCCUACCACAAGUUCAUGUCAUUCAAGUCAUUCUGCGAGCUGACCUACAGACCGCUGUUGGUUGAUCUGACUGUGGAGGAGGGAACUAGGCUGAAAGUGAUAUAUGGCAGUGCUGAAGGGUUCCAUGCAGUUGAUCUGGACUCGGCUAGUGUUUAUGAUAUCUACCUCCCUAAACUAGUAAGUUUUUUAUUUUUUUAUUUAGGUCGCCAUCAAAUUGUUAUCAUCUAUUUUUUUUUCCAGACUCAAGGUUCCAUUACGCCACAUUGCAUCGUCACGUUACCUAACAGCAAUGGAAUGCAACUGUUGCUUUGUUACGAUAAUGAAGGUGUCUAUGUGAAUACCUAUGGUAGGAUUGCCAAGAACAGCCUACUUCAGUGGGGUGAGAUGCCCACAUCGGUAGCUUACAUAGGUACUGGUCAAAUAAUGGGCUGGGGCAACAAGGCCAUAGAAAUCAGAUCGGUGGAAUCGGGCCAUUUGGACGGGGUGUUCAUGCACAAAAAGGCGCAAAGGCUGAAAUUCCUUUGUGAAAGGAACGAUAAAGUGUUCUUCUCUAGUGCAAAGAGUGGUUCCUCCUGUCAGAUUUACUUCAUGACCUUGAACAAACCUGGCAUGGCCAAUUGGUAACGUUUAGAUGAAAAUUGACUUUGCUUAUAGCGACUCCCUAAAAUGAAAGUGAAAGACUAAAAUGAUUAUUGAUUGUAUGUUGGAUGUUUUGUAUGAGGAAUCAAUAUCAAAAUUGUUUUCACUACUGAUGAAUGUAAGCUUGGACGUUUCCUGUUUGGACUAUUUGUAUGGUUGGUACGGAUGCUGACUGAUAGUAAUUUGAUUUUUAUAAUUCCUUAGAUGGAUGAGUGUAAAACAGAGAUCCUUCUUUUCAGAAAGUGUAGAUUUCUUUUCUAAUGAAAAAUAAAUUUUCACACUGUUUGAUGUAGAUAAAUGUAGAUGAAACCCAGAAAUUUGUUUGUCCACUCUGAAGAGUGGUUUUGAAAGCAAUUAUUUGAACGAAAUCGACAUCACGAUCUCCCGUUUUUUACUUACCCAUAUUCGAGGAAUGGGGUAAUCUCAAAACUAAAUCUGUGAUAUUCAUAAGUCAGCUUUUGUCUUCAUUUCAAACAUUUCUAAAAGCGGUUUUAAAUGAGCUUUUGAGAUAGAUUCAACGUGUAUAAUUCAUCAGUCUUGUUGAUUACUUUUGGAACUGCUCUGUACCAUCAUAUAAAUUCCUCCAGAACGUUGUUGACAGGAAUAUUCUUGUUUUUCAUCAAAUCGACAAUUACUGACUUGUAUCAACUGAAGCAAUAAGUUGAUUAUAGUAUUCAGUUUUUUCUCUCGUCAUACUCAUGAGGGCCAUUUUCCAAGUAUUACAAAUUAUUUUAAAGAGGACAUCGAUUUUAACAAAAUUGAUUCACUUCACUUUUAUUCCAUAAGUAUUUUUUUCAAGUUCCAAUUUUUCAGUUCCUCUUUUCUGAAUCUACCUUUUUAGUGGGACUAUUAGCAAAGUUAUUUAAUUUAUAAUUUAUUUAGUGCCAAUCUCUUCUUUAUAGUGGGAUCGAAAUGAAAUGCUCACUAAAUGUAGAUAAGUCCAGUAUAGUGUAAUGAUACUUUGAUAUAAAAAAUUCGAGAAUUUGUAUGUAAUCAAAAAACAAAUUCUCGUCAUUUGUUGUAUAUAAUGGAUAGCUGAGGGAAUUUUUGAAAAAAUUCACAGUGAAGUGUUAGCCUAAAGCACACAAAACAUAGGCUGUAUUAAUUUUCUUUUGCACAGAAAGUCGAAAAAAUUUUAUACUAAAUGAACCAUUAGUAAAUGUCUGUAAUAAAUGUUAUUUUUUGUUGUUAUUGGUGCAAUCAAGACUGUCUGAUUUGUGUAACUUCAGAGGAAGUCCCCAAAUAUUUCUGAAGAAGAAUUCUGCUGUUAUUAUAAUUCUUCAUUUGAUGAAUUUUCUUUCUUUGGAAUACAAUUCAUUUGGAAAAAUCCAUAUUCUUUGAAAUUUUUGUUUGCUCUUGAGUUAAUUUUGUAGAAUAUGUGUUAUUUUCACAAUGGAAAUUUCAGAGGAAAAAAAUAUAAAAAAUAUCAUAAAAAACAUAAAAAAUUGAAAUUAGCUUAUUUUUCUAUUACAAUAUCUUUUCGUUGAUUUAUCAUCAUAAAUCAACUUACUUUUAUCACUGGUUCAGAUGCACAAUAAGUGCACUUCUUUUGCUGUUUGGGGAUUCGCCUCCUUUAUGUAACCCAUUUUUCAUAGCAAAUAAUUGACAUUUUAGUCUGUUCAGUCGAUUAAUAUCAUUAGUGCAGUACAUAUAUAUUUUGCAUCAUAUACUACUUAAUUUAUAAGCAAAAAAUAUCUUACUCUUGAUGAUUUUUCCAAAGAGUUGGUAUAAGUGUGAUUUUUUAUGAAUGAGUAACAAUUAUAUAAAUCAAAUCAUUUUAUUAAUAAUAUUAUUCCAAAUAUUAAAAGUUAUAUAUUAUA